UCAGAGACGGAAAGCUAAAAGGCAAAGUAAGUUAGAGAAAGAAAGGAAGAGAGGUCCGAUAAUGGGGAGAAUCGUUUCAGUUUGGCUUGCUUUUGCUGUCAUCGCAUGCUCUCUAACGGCGAUCUCAGCUGAAGAGAGCGGCGAAUCGAAAGAGUUUGUGUUGACUUUGGAUCAAUCUAAUUUCACUGACACCGUCAGUAAGCACGAUUUCAUAGUCGUCGAAUUUUACGCUCCUUGGUGCGGACACUGUAAGAAUCUUGCUCCAGAGUAUGAGAAAGCAGCAUCUAUGUUGAGUAAACAUGAUCCUCCGAUCCUUCUAGCUAAAGUUGAUGCCAAUGAGGAAUCAAACAAAGAUUUAGCAAGUGAAUAUGAAGUCAGGGGUUUCCCGACUCUUAAAAUUUUGAGAAAUGGAGGAAAGAAUGUUCAAGAAUACAAAGGUCCACGUGAAGCUGAUGGUAUUGUGGAAUAUUUGAAGAAACAAAGUGGUCCUGCUUCUGCUGAGAUGAAGUCUGCAGAAGAUGCCAGUUCUUUUAUUGAUGAAAAGAAGAUAGUAAUUGUUGGUGUGUUCCCCAAAUUCUCCGGUCAAGAGUUUGACAACUAUAUGGCUCUUGCUGAGAAAUUGCGUUCUGACUAUGAAUUUGGUCAUACUUUGGAUGCUAAGUACCUUCCCCGUGGCGAGUCAUCAGUGACUGGCCCUGUGGUCAGACUUUUCAAGCCUUUUGAUGAACUCUUUGUUGACUUCAAGGAUUUUAAUGUGGAAGCUCUAGAGAAGUUUGUUGAAGAAUCUAGCAUUCCUCUUGUGACUCUCUUUAACAAUGACCCAAGCAACCACCCCUUCGUUAUCAAAUUCUAUAACAGUCCCCUUGUGAAGGCUAUGUUGUUCGCAAAUUUGAGCAAUGAAGGAGUUGAUUCCUUAAAAUCUAAAUUUCGUGAAGUUGCUGAGCAAUACAAAGGACAGGGUAUUGGUUUCCUUUUGGGAGAUCUUGAGGCUAGUCAAGCUGCCUUCCAGUAUUUUGGAGUUCAAGAAAGCCAAGUACCUCUCAUCAUCAUUCUGGAGAAUGAUGGGAAGAAGUAUUUGAAGCCAUACUUGGAGGCUGAUCACAUUGCACCAUGGGUAAAGGAUUACAAGGAAGGAAAAGUUCCACCAUAUGUAAAAUCUGAACCUAUUCCGGUGGAAAAUAAUGAACCUGUGAAAGUGGUGGUUGCUGACACCCUUGAUGACAUGGUUUUCAAAUCAGGAAAAAAUGUUCUGCUCGAGUUUUAUGCCCCCUGGUGCGGACAUUGCCAGAAAUUGGCACCAAUCUUGGAGGAAGUUGCUGUCCACUAUGAAAAUGAUGCUAAAGUUUUGAUUGCAAAACUUGAUGCAACUGCAAAUGAUAUAGUGGAUCCAAACUUUGAUGUUAGAGGCUACCCAACUGUGUACUUUAGAUCAGCGGACGGAAACAUAAGUGCAUACGAAGGUGAGAGGACAAAGGAAGACAUCAUUGACUUCAUUGAGAAGAACAGGGAAAAAACUGCUCAUCAAGAGGCAUUAAAAGAUGAGCUCUGAAGAGGGGACUUGAAAAGAGAAGAGACAUAAAUAGUGCAUUGUACGUUAAAUACGAGAAUUGCUAUUGACUAAGCGGAUGACUGAUCUCCCUUUUUUACCUUAUCUCCUUUAGCUUUACAUUUAAAAAAGACCUAGCUAUGAAUAAUGCAGGAUGUAUUUUUAUUUUUAGAAGGUUUAGACGAUGUUAUAAUAGUUUUGUAACAGUUAAAUUUGCUAUAGGAAACAUCCGAGCAAAACCUAGAGAGAGGAUAUUUUAAUUUAUUUUCUCUUUGCUUC
Messenger RNA from Gossypium raimondii (Peruvian cotton), 1825 nucleotides. Its product is annotated as protein disulfide-isomerase. The record is from RefSeq and is a predicted model, not a curated record. Gene Ontology annotation, cellular component: endoplasmic reticulum. Gene Ontology annotation, molecular function: protein disulfide isomerase activity. Gene Ontology annotation, biological process: response to endoplasmic reticulum stress; protein folding. The coding region runs from base 62 to 1549 and encodes 495 amino acids. The transcript is spliced from 11 exons. Lineage: Eukaryota; Viridiplantae; Streptophyta; Magnoliopsida; Malvales; Malvaceae.